Molecule: messenger RNA, 1133 nt
Organism: Pelagomonas calceolata
Lineage: Eukaryota; Pelagophyceae; Pelagomonadales; Pelagomonadaceae
Source: the annotation of a GenBank genome assembly
UCCCGCGUAGCUAGCGGCUGUCAGACACUAGCAACUGCCUCGGCACGAUGAUGCUGCCCCGCAGUGCUAGCAUGCAUAGCAUAAGCCAGCCGCGGCAGCAUGCGCCCGCUCCUCAUGCUGAUUGGGCUGCUCCACACAAGUGCCAAGACCAUGUACCGAAACGCACUACAAAUUAAUAGAGAACGGAACGCGUCGUGGUACUACGGCCCGCUCGGACUUGAGAACAUAGAAGCAACCAUUGCCUUCAUCGGCGACUCGACGCACCGGAACCAGCUUCAGUUUUUGUGCGACGUGCUGGGCACGCAGCCGCGCGACAUCGCGACGGGCACGUCGUCCACUGGUUUAAUGUGUUCUGGUAAAGGCAUCACGGUGGCGCUCAAGGUCUUUGAUGGGGACUCGGACCCCUGGUCGAUGCGUUCCAUGCGCUCCGUGCUGCGGAAUUUAGCAAGGGGCGCUUCCGUGAAGAGGUGGGACGUCGUGUACUUUGGCUCUACGUCAUUACACAUGCUCCAGCUGCUACCUCUGAUCAAGUGGCGCGGCUGGCCCGCCGCGCGCGACUUGGGGAGAGAGCUCGCGAAGGCUGUGGAUGCCGUAUCAACAGUGGGGGCCUGCCCGGUCUUCAUGACGGGCCACUGGUUGUGCUCGCGCGAGUUCCUGAAGCGGCGCGACGAGAGCGAGGCGGGUGAGUUUCCUACGGGAGACUGGGAUCUGGUUCAAUUGACACGGUUCCUUGAUGAUGUAAAUAACCCGUGGGCCGCGCGCAAGGCCGCGAUUUUGCGAAUUGCCGCGAAGAACACUUCUUAUUACACCAGGGAGUGCGCCGCCAUCACGUCGGAUCAGGACGAGGCCGCCGCCUGCUCUAAACUAUCCUUCGACGCGGCGGGCUCGGCCCACGCCGCGGCCCUCGAACAGAAAGCCCUCUCUGGACUUUCUACGCCGGUCCGCGUCGUCGACGCGCACGCGCUGACGCGGGAGCAGUGCUGGGCGACGCAGCGCGACGGCGUCCACUACCUGCCGCUGCUCCCUUCUCGUCUUUCCGCGCUGACGGCCCACGUUGUUGAUUGUUUACGCGAGCAACGGCUGCCGUUCCGGCGCUUCCAUCGGAGUAGUGAACACACAUAACUUAGCUUUCU